Messenger RNA from Pseudo-nitzschia multistriata, 3411 nucleotides. Lineage: Eukaryota; Bacillariophyta; Bacillariophyceae; Bacillariales; Bacillariaceae. The record is from the annotation of a GenBank genome assembly.
CGAUUCGAGGAGAAGGUAAAAAGUACCGGUACGAGAACCGUAUGGAUAAGAAAUUCAUCUACUUCCCCUUGGAAUGAAACUUGCGGAAUUUUCAAUCUAGUUUCAACUCAGGUUAGUGGAUACAAACUUUUCCUAGCCGACCGUUCGAGUAUGUGGAUGAAGGAAAGAAGAAAUCACCCAAAUCAAGCAUCAGAGAAAGAAGGACUUACAUUACACGACGAAAAAAUCACAGCUGAUUGUGCACGUUAUCUAGCUGGCUUGGCAAAACCCGGAAAGUAACACAACAAAGAACUUGGCGCGGAGCAUUGGAGCACACACACAACCUGCCGAAAAGAGAAAGCAUUAGAUCCGAUCCGCACCGUACCGUUCCUAUUCCGCUCGCUUUAUUUCGCCGACAGCGAUUGCCGUGCCUACAACGAAAAGGAAGAAACAGACCUGGAAGAAAUAUACACAGGAAAAUUGCAUCUCGUUAACGGUCAACAAACGAGUUGCGUUGAUCUGUUCAUUGUCGUUGUUGAUUGCUGCCAUUGCCGAACGAGUUCAGAUUCGAUCCGAUCCAGAGUCGGGGCUACAUCGGUGAAUUAAAGAAAGAGAACUUCUUCAACCAUGGCGGUUUACGAUUCCAGCUACGACUUUUUGGGAGACGCACUGUCAUUCGAGCACGAUGGUGAUGCUCUGCUAACAGGAAGUGACUAUAGAUUCCUACUCGACGCAAGCAACAACGAAACAAUGUCACCGUCGGAGGACAUCAUACCAGUAGCCACCACGGACGGUUUCACCAAGAAUCAAGAUAUUUUUCUGGUUUACAUGGGACGGGUUUUUGGUUUCUUAUCCAUCCUGGCGGGUUUCUACAUUUUCUAUUGGGCGUGGAGGCGGAAAGAACACGUGUACCAUCGCCUCAUGAUGGGUAAGUGGCCAUGUCGUUGUAAACGUUUUCAACGAAAUCAAACUGAAUCGAUGUCAAUGCGGACACCAAGCAUUUUGACCUGCUGUCUAUCUGUUUGAUACCUCAACCUAUCUCGAACAAAACCGAAUCUCACCAAAUUUACAUUCGUGUCUCAUUCCAUUUUCCAACCAAAACACCUAAAUACAGGGAUAUCGGUGUAUCUAAUUUUGACCAGGCCAAUGUUUGUUUAUGGAGUCAGCGCCGUUCCGGAGGGAACCCCAGGCGUCUGGGGUGCAAAAGGAACAACGGCCACCUGCACCGCCCAAGGUUUCAUUAUCCACAUUGGGGGCAUGGCUGCUCCUACUUAUUUUAUCGGGCUGUCGGUCUACGCCUGGGCGGUCGUAGCAUAUGCGAACUUUGACGCGAAAAAAUACCAGUGGAUCGAAAAAUACAUCCACAUUCUUGCGAACGGCUAUGCAUGGGGCUCAGCAAUCUAUAUUCUUAGCAUCCAGGGCUUCAACCAUUCCGGAUUCCAUAUCUGCUGGAUUGCCUCGAUUCCAUUUGGGUGCGGGGACGAGACCGACAUCGAGUGCACGAGAGGCCCACAAAACAUUUCGCAGGUGAUGUCUAUUUUCGUUGGGAUCCCGGCCGUUACGUUCUUGGUGGUACCGACCAUUGCGAUGUUGGCCUUGGUCUUGUUUCUCUAUCGACAACAACAACGGCAGCAACACCAGCAGGAUCAAAAUCGACAACGCGAUGACGAGCGACAAGAGCAAGUACCAAAAAAUCAGAUGGAACAACAAGAACCAAGUGAUUCCAGCAAAAACGACGCUAGCAACAAUACCGAGAAAGCCAUCUCAAUGAAAAGCAUUCGCUCGCUUUUAAGUGCUCGUAGUGAACACAACCGUAAAAGACGCGGAAUUUCUGCCCUACCAUAUCAUGGACUCACUCCGAAACUAGUGGCCAAACAAUCCUUCAUUUAUGUUGGUGUCAUUUACUUCAACUAUCUUCCAGGUAUCCUCCAGCACAUGGUGGGGGCCUUUUUAAAUCACAAAAGCUUUUUCCUAUCCUUGCUUGCCAGCUCCAUCACCGCUGGGAGCGGCAUUUGGUACGCCUUGGCAUACCGAUACUUUUCGACUACUGGUGUCGUUCUCGACGGUACGAAAGUCGAAGUAGGCUUCGGGAUACGGGAUAAUGCCAAAUUGCAAGGAGGUAACAUCGAUGAUCAGAACAACGCGGGUAAUGCUAGAUCAGUGACGGCGUCUGAGAGCCACGGCUUCUCUUCGAUGCAACUUGACAGUGUAAUCGAAGAAGGAGAUUGCAAUGAAUCGGACAACAGCCUGCAGAGAACAGAAGAGGUCAAGGGCAGUAACGAUAAGCCAUUGCCAAGAGCAUCAUCGUCUUCUAGCAACCGCGAACAGCGAAGACAAGCAGAACAUAAACAAUUCACUUUCAAUAUAUUUGAUGGGACCGCUCCAGUGAACAGUCGAUACUCUGAUUUCAUUUUUGAUGGCGACGACGAAGAUCAACAAGGCGAUGACGAGGAGUCUCGUUUUUGGUCUAGUUGCCAGGAUCUUAGGUAAUGGCGAUAUAUUUGGACAGGGGUGACAAUAUAAACUCCAUUGAAUUGUAUUAUAUAUUUCUCUCCGAGAUAUUCUUCCUUUAUCAAUGAAAAAUAUCAUAUAUCUAUUCGUCCCCCAUUGAAUCAUUCUAAAUGUUGUUCAUCAAACAAAAGGGUCCAUUCAUAAAAUCAUGUGCGGGAUCCAGUCAUCCCAGCAUAGCAAUGCACAUCGCAUUAUUUCGGAAUUCAUUGACAUCCAUGUGCCGAAAUCCAUGGAUCGAAGUACCUUCUCCUCCACAGGAGAAACACUACAUCUCAUCUUGUCCCGUUGUACAGAUAUUUCGCCGAAAGCAUGGAAAUCCAACAAAACGCGACGAACAUCCUUGUUCGCCCCUGGUUUAUUUUCUUUGACAUCAGGAGUGACAUAGCAUGUAUUCGGAGCACCAAAAGACAACCGAGUGAAUUGUCAGCGGCAUUCGGUGACACCUUUCUGGUUAUCCGUCUUAAAAGCUGUUGGUUUUGGAUCUUUUCCUUAUUAUGGAUCCGUCGCUUUUGUUUUUUUUGUUUUCUUCUUUGUUUGCAUUUCACCAGAAUUACUAUUGAUCAUUUUGCUUUUGGGGUCUCCUUCGCUGCCUGCAGCAGAGUUUUUGACGUGUGCCGAAGCCCCUGCUUUUUGUUUGCUUAUGAUUCGAUUCGCCUUGAUCGCCUCUCGGGUGCGUUUGCGUUGUUUUGCCUCUUUUCUCGUGUGAGCUUUGGGUCCAAUGGCACGAGCCUUUUUCUUGUGCUUUUUGCUCAUCGUGAUGUUACAACCGUGCUUCUAUUCGUCAAAGGUUAUUUUGUAUGGUGGUUUUAGGGACAACACAACUGAUCGCAGGAGUUUUCUUCAGUAAUUCCGAAGUGAUAUCGUUUUGUUUUAAACAAUCCAUCACUGGAGAAACGAGGGGAAUCAAAAUCCCUUGUACAC